Messenger RNA from Exaiptasia diaphana, 1560 nucleotides. Its product is annotated as protein phosphatase 1 regulatory subunit 27. Bases 414 to 851 code for a protein of 145 amino acids. The record is from RefSeq and is a predicted model, not a curated record. Lineage: Eukaryota; Metazoa; Cnidaria; Anthozoa; Actiniaria; Aiptasiidae. The transcript has a single exon. Gene Ontology annotation, molecular function: protein binding.
UAACAGGUCUUAAGACCAGUAAUUGUAGAAUUAAACAGUUCAGCUAGUGAUUAUCCUGGUCUGGAAACGACGCAACAAGGAUUAGUUCGUGUCAGAUCCAAUCAACGCUAUUUUCGACAGUAUAAACUUUUCGACGUAAAAGGGACCAAGAAUCAAUCACGUAAAACAAACAAAAGUUUUCAACAACCAAUAGAAGUAUGAUGAUUUAAGCUUUGUUUGUAUUAAUAUCAUUAAAGCGGUAGACUGAGAGCUAAACUCGUUGCCACUAAGAACAAAGCCUUUAACACCUCAUUAAAAAAAGCUAUAAAGACUCGAGCUCCAACUAAUUUAGAAAUCAGGCGAGGAUCAACAAUCGGGGCAUAAGUCGAUUAUCAACUUAAACUGGAGUUUAACUGUCUGUAGCAAUAAUAAUUAUGGAUAGAAGGGUAAAGUUUCCUCACAACCUUGUAUUCCAUGAUAUGGUCAAAGAUGGCGACUCAUCGGAAAUGACAAACUUCUUCAAACGACCGAGCGUGGCCGAUCCUGAAGGUAUCAUCAACUCUCCCGGGGAUCARGCAGGACCUGCUCUWCAUACUCUCGUCAAAGAAGGAAAUCUAAAGUGUGUUCGAGUACUGGUUAACCUUGGCGCUGACGUGAACAUGCCAAACGAAGAAGGAUGGAGGCCGUUACACAUUUGUGCUUUGACAAACAAUAUAGACGUCGCUAAGUUUUUGGUGAAAAGAGGCGCCAAYCCCGACUUGACCGAUCACCAAGGAAGAACUCCUGUGGAUUUAACAGAUGAUUUCGACUUGAUUGAACUAUUAAUGAUGUAUUCACCAGAAGAGACACGGCGAAAAAGUAUGGCYAAAUAGAAAACGAGUUUGAUGGGAACCAUAGUGAAUAUYUUAACGUUAUUCCGCUAAUAGAGUAACACUAAAACRAACACGUUUGUACUGUUCUAGACGACUAUGCGCUAAUCAACGCAGGGAAACUUUACGUUUAACCGAGAAAAAUGACAAAUCCCUGCAGAAAAAUGAYUACGCAAGUAUAGUUUCAUCAGGARGCUUUAUUGAUGGCACAUUGAGUAAAGAAAUCCCGCGYAAACAGGUUCAAAGAUUUUAAUAAAUCUGAGUGAUUGCAACUUSUUAUUAAAACUUYYACACUUAUUUAAAAUAUAUCCUUUAAGUUCAUUUGUUUUGGAAGAAUGUACAAUGACGGUAAAUGUAUAGAAAAGAGGGGUAAAUUGGUAUUUGUCGUUCAAUUAAUACUUUCAAUACUUGAUUUGUGGUAUAUAUUUGAAGCUCAAAGACAAAAAACUUUGUGGAUCCUUUGCUUUUAAUCGUUUUUGGAUUUUAGUGUUAAGACACGCCAAUUUAUCGUGAGUUUUACGUAAGGGCUGUCUGCAGUAUAUAGAGCCUUUUCAUCGUUGCUGCUUUUGACAAAAGCACUCAAAAGUCGAUAAAAGGAAAAAAAACUCUAAACCAGUUUCACUCUAAUGCUAUUACGUAUGACGUCACAUGUGUAUGACGUAUUUCCCAGAUAAAUAAAAUACUCUCUAAAAUAAUAAAAAUUUUGRUGCCA